AUGAAAGUAAGGUUAUGUAAAAUGUCAAAGUGUAUUGUUAUGAAAAUUAAAAAAAUUCUCUUCUUAGAACAUUAAAAGACUUUCAAUGUUUUAAUCUUUAUGAUAGUUUUAAUUUUAAACUUUUCAUUGUAUUAACAUUAAGACCAUAUAGAUAUAACGAUAAACGUCACAUAAGACAAACAUAACCUCACAUUAUGAACCUGUUUCGACUGUUUGGCCCCACAAAAACACUAAUAAAACAAACCCCAACUAGGGCCAUUUGCACCACAAAUAAACUGAAUCUGUUCCAUGAAAAAGAUGAUCGAGGGGGCUACCCGACUAGACCGUUGCCCCCCUUUAACGAAAGAAUGAGCCUGGGCUGGUCGGAGCUUAAGAAAGAAGUAAAAAUAUGGUGUGGCGAAGUAAAAGAACUUUUGGAUGGUGAUCCAAUACGGGCUUGGCGCCCAGGAGAGACUGAUAUAGCAUGGCGUUUUAAAUCCGAGGAUUCUUUAGACAAAUGGAUUGUUACGAGCGACUCUGACCAUAACGAAGGUUCCAGCCAUUGCACCUUAGAAAGAAACAUGUAUGGAAACGCGGUGUUUAGUGGACAUAUUAGUUUGCAAGUGCCUAAAGAUGGUCAAGUGAAGCGGGCCGGUUAUUGUAAUAUUAAAACAAUGAGGGCUCGAAAAUCUUUUAAAAGGGCAACAUAUUUGAACUGGAUUCCGUAUAACACCAUGGUGAUGAAGGUCAAAGGGGACGGCAGAACUUAUUUGUUAAGUAUUUCCACCCGAGGGUUCUAUGAUAUUACUUGGAAUGAUGUUUAUAAUUAUCAGUUGUAUACUAGAGGAGGGCCUUAUUGGCAAAUUGCUAAGAUUCCCUUUUCAAAAUUCUUUUUUUCGGCUAAGGGUCGAAUUCAAGACAAGCAAUUCCCCAUAACUUUGGAUAAAGUUGCCUCGUUUGGCAUCACUGCACAGGACAGACACGGCGGGGAUUUCAAACUGGAAAUCGAUUAUAUCGGGCUGGAGUACGACCCCAAGCAUGUCGAAGAGUUCGCUUAUGAAGAGUACAAAAUGGAAACCGGAAUUGUUGAUUGAGUUGUAAAUAAAUAAAACCUUGAAAUGUU
This is a messenger RNA of Anthonomus grandis grandis, 1102 nucleotides long. RefSeq names its product complex I intermediate-associated protein 30, mitochondrial (gene CIA30). Gene Ontology annotation, biological process: mitochondrial electron transport, NADH to ubiquinone; mitochondrial respiratory chain complex I assembly. The record is from RefSeq and is a predicted model, not a curated record. Gene Ontology annotation, cellular component: mitochondrion. Lineage: Eukaryota; Metazoa; Arthropoda; Insecta; Coleoptera; Curculionidae. The transcript is spliced from 4 exons. Bases 195 to 1073 code for a protein of 292 amino acids.